Zymoseptoria tritici IPO323 is the source of this 3276-nucleotide messenger RNA. RefSeq lists its product as uncharacterized. Lineage: Eukaryota; Fungi; Ascomycota; Dothideomycetes; Mycosphaerellales; Mycosphaerellaceae. The record is from RefSeq and is a predicted model, not a curated record. The coding region runs from base 64 to 3276 and encodes 1070 amino acids. Gene Ontology annotation, cellular component: Dsc E3 ubiquitin ligase complex. The transcript is spliced from 6 exons. Gene Ontology annotation, biological process: SREBP signaling pathway; protein processing.
CAACCCUCCUAUAUCUUCUUUGUAUGCGCUCCGAACGAUGCGCUCAUUUGUUGGACCAGAGCUAUGAACGAUGAGCCCUCAUCUUCCGCCUCAGCAGCAGCACUCCCAGUUCCAGAAGAUGGCGAGAACGACAGAUCCACCGCGGCGGAGGUUGCAGAGCGUCGCAAGAAGAAUAGAGAGAAUUUCAAUCGCAGGCGAGGAGACUUGCUGGACGACCUUCUCCAGAAUUUGGAUGUACUCGCAUAUGCCGAGUUGAGCACGAUCUACUACAUGGACUGCCAGUUCCUUCUCUUCGCCCUCAGAUCUAUGAUCCAACUCCUUUACCUCACACCGAAACCCGCCCACUUUCCCGAACCGCCGCGAAACUCCUCCUACCUAGCCGCCGUCUUUGGCUCGAAUAUGCUCUGCAUGCUUCUCCACUGCCUGCGAGAUGCGCCCUCAGCCGGUGAAGCGACAAGAGGAUAUCUGCACGGCAGCGUGGCGAUGGACUUCAUCGGACAAAAGGGACCGAGUAGCAAGCUGCACUUGGUUCUGUUGGACAUGCUGGUGCUCGGACUACAGAUCGUACAUGUGGCUACGAACAUAAUGCGGCGGAAACUGAAGGAGAAGCCAACACUUGCUAUACCCACGUCGGGAAUUGUGGAUGCGCCAACAGAUGCGCCGGCUGUGUCGUCAGGUCAGGACCUAGAUCUUGAGGAGAGAGGAGUGCGUCGAUCAGCAGAGUUUGGACAACAGCAAGACAUCGAGAUGUCCACCCUCAACCGAUCCGGCACAAGGUCAGGCGAUCUCGCUGCCUCCAACAACGAAGGCUCUUCCUCGGAGCAAGAGUCACUCCUAGCCUCAACUGAGGCUAUGGAAAGGACAGACGCUCACAUCUUCGACGCUUUCAAUUCCGGCCAGAUAGUACUGGCAGACUUGGAUUUGUCAAGGACGCUGAAGGAUGUUAUCCUUGCGCAGAUGAAAAACGAGCCGGAAGAUGCCGCGACGACGGAGUCGCAUCGCAGACUGAGGGAGAGGGUGCUUGGGAGGAUGUUUAGCACAACAGGGUUUUCUCGCUACCUCUGGCUCUCGACAUUAUGUUUCAAAGAUAAGAGGAACGCACCAUCAAACCAUCCACGACCAAUGGCACCUCCUAUCCGCACCCAUUACGACCUGCCAGACCGCACCAAGCCGUCCACUCGCCCGCCAUACGUCAAUACGGCGCAGCAGCUUUCAGUCUCCAACGCAGCCAAGGCUAAGGCAAAUGCCGGCCGCAGACACGCCAACGCUUCAGAGAGCUUUCUCGUCGGACAGUGGAGGGAGCAUGACCACAAGCGAGAAAUGCUCCGAAAGCGGUUGCUGGAGAUAGGUGUGGAUGUCGAGAAGAAGCACGGCUGGUGUGGAGAGACGGUUGGAGAAGCGGUGCGACGGGAGAUGAAGUUUGCAGAAGACGGGAUGGUGGUGCGCAAGGUUGAACGCGAUAUUCUGCAGGAGAGCGAGGACAUCGGUCAUGGUCGUGGGAGACGUGCAGGUGAUGAUGACGACUUUGUGCUGGUCGAAUCUGAGGAUGACAUGGGUCCUCGGACGCAGACUGAGGAUGAGGGGUGGGAACUGAUCGGUCAGGACGGUAGAUCGCACUCUCGAACGAUCUCGAAGGGAGUCGACGCCGACCAGCCGCAAGGAGAUGUGCCAGACGCCCCGGAGCACGCCAUUGUCCGCAGACAGAAGGCGUCCUAUUCCAACGCUCAACACCCGCUCAUUUCGACCCAGCUUGAACGUAACCACUACUCCCGCGCCGUACCCGACUCCCAAGUGGAUUCCGUUCCUUCCGGUAUCUACCCCCGGGUAAUGGAGCGCCACCUGGAUUUCGAAGGUCUCGACCCCGAGAGCCAAGCUGGGGCGCAAGUGGCGGCUUCACAAUACCAACACAUCCCACACGCCUACGACGGUUCCCAUCUCAUGCCCGACUGGCUGCUCCUCCACAGCCCACCUGGGCCGAGCGAAGCUCACGGGAUUGCCUCGGACCGUAGCUUGGACCUGGCUAGGCGCGCCGAUGCUGCAAGGUCCGCACAGUUGUCCAAAGCAGUGGAGUCCAGCCUUGCCCCAGCGAACCUUGCAUUCCCACCUUUUGCACUCAAUCCUCCCACCAUCACCAGCAGCUCCGUCUCUCCGGCGUCCAAUCAAGGCUAUCAUCCCGCUCUGAAGACCCUCAUCAGCCCUCAACUCCUGAAUUCCACCAGCCAUCCCGCACCACAAUAUCACCUCACUGUCCAGCCUCCAUCGACCUUUCGUUUCAAACCAUCAGACCCGGUAUGCCACGCGGCUUUGAGAAGCUAUCUCUUCCCAUUCUUGCCCCUCGAUCCAGCCCAAUACGACCCUGUGGUCAAUGUUUGGGAAGUCCUCUACGUCGUGGAGAGAAGUGCGAUGGAAACGGAUCCGGCGCAGAGAGAGGAUGGUCGGGAUCGCGGCGUGGCCAUGUCCGGUUGGGGAGACGGCACGUGGAGAGAGGAGAGGAGGAACGCACGUAUGGGACCACAAGAGGAAUGCUGCGCUUACGGUAUCGCACGGCUCGAGGACAUGUGCUCGCUUCCAAUACGCCCUGCACCACUCGCGGAAUUGUCCUUCGGCGAGGACUACGAGGGUCUAUUCGCAAUCGACUUGGUCAAGAGGUACUACUACCACGCCAUGAAACGUGAGAUCACAUAUUUCUUUCUGCUGGACGACCGGGGUUUCGACCUGGCCGAUGAAUUCGCGAAGCUAGCCGGCAUGGAAAACUUGGACGAUGUGUUUGACGAGCAUGGUCGCGUCAUGCUACGCCAAGUCGUGAAAGAGUGUCAGGAGAUAGAGGCAGAGAUGGAGGCAGAUACGCAAGUCCCGUUCGGUGAGAGCGAUGAAGAUCUGUCCACGUCUGAAUUGGUCAGGAAAUACUGCUACCAUGCUAUGAAGGGCGAGAUCGCUGUUAUGUUGCUGCUAGACAAACGAGGGUUCCGCAUGACCGAGGUGAUCGCGAUGCGCAGUCUAGAUGGCGUGGACGAAUAUUACGUGGUGGGGCUGCCGACAAUGGAGAAGAGGGAGAAUGUGUUUGAGAAGUAUGGUCGCACUGUUCUGCGCCAGGUCGUGAAACGCUGUCAGCGGGUCGAUGAGGAUGAGGAUGAGGAUGAGGAUGUUGAUGUGGAUGUGGAUGUGGAUGAGGAUGAGGAUGAGGACGCUGACGGCGAGGACGGCGAGGACGACGGGGAGGAGGAUUCAGGGGAGGAUGUUGAGAUGCCCGACGCUUGGGAUGGGCAUUCAGUUUGA